This is a messenger RNA of Durusdinium trenchii, 1578 nucleotides long. Lineage: Eukaryota; Dinophyceae; Suessiales; Symbiodiniaceae. The record is from the annotation of a GenBank genome assembly.
AUGCUGACGAAACGAGGUGGCAAGUGGCUCCUCUUCUGUCCUGGAGAUCAAGAGCUUGCUGAAGGAUUGCAGCAAGCCAUUGAGAAGGAGAAGGCACAGAAGACAGACGAGGGCAGAGCACCAGAGGACAAAGAGGAAGAUGACAGUGAUAGCGACAAGGGCAGUGCAGGGAGUGAAGAAGAUGUAGAGGCGAGAUUAUCAGCGUCUUCCUGUGCCUCAAGCGCGCGGAGGCGCGAGCAACGCUCGGAUUUUGUUGGCUGCAUUGACGCAGGGUGCAGCUCGGGUGUGACUGGCUCCGCCCUGGGACUUUGGCGUCGCUUGCGGAGGGCAUGCGCCAACCAGGAAGACGGUCGUGAGCAAGAGCUCCUAGUUCGGCGCUCCGCUCUUGGUGGUGAGGAGGACAGCGAGGACAGCGAGGACGGCGACGUCGAGCGGCACAUCACCCGGUUGGAGCAGACCAGGGUGAAGGCCCAUGGAGUUUGGCCGCCACCGGCAUUUCCCAGCCACAGCUGGUUCCUGAUCAGUGGUGGUUGUGGUGGCUUGGGCAUUGCGACAGCCGGUUGGCUAGUCACCCAGGGAGUGACGCAUUUGGCACUUUUGUCUCGAACUGGCAAAUGCCAGCAGGAUGGUCCAGAAAGUGCGGACUUGCAGCGUUUGUGCAGCGAGACUGGCGUUCAAGUGCUAUUGCAUGCUUGCGACAUCACCUCACAAGCACAGGUAGACAGUACCCUGCAGACUAUGCGGGCCUUCCAAGAUGUUCCUGUUAAAGGGGUGGUGCAUGCUGCCGGCUUGUUGGAGGACCAUGUAAUAGCCCACAUGGAGCGAAGCCACCUGCAGCCUGUUCUGUCCCCGAAGAUGGAUGGGGCAGUGAAUUUGCAUGCUGCUUUGAGCGGGACCAGCCUGGAUCAGUUUUUGAUGUUCUCUUCCGUGGCAGCACUGUUGGGCUCGCCAGGGCAGGGCAACUAUGCAGCGGCAAACUCGUUCCUGGAUUGUUUUGCACAAUACCGUCAGGCGAAAGGCUUGCCAGCCUUGAGCUUGCAAUGGGGUCCAUGGGCAGAAGUCGGUAUGGCUGCAAGGGGCGGAGUGGGAGGACCCGGAUUUUGGGCACCCAAGAUCGCUGCAGCUGACGCCUUGAAGGCCUUGGGCAGCGUUCUAACAGCACCUAAGUCAGGUCCUUCAGCCAUUGGCAUCACUCGCGUGAAUUGGUCCAUCCUGUUGAAGAGACUCUCUUCAGUGCCCCCAGCCUGGGCCAACUUCAAGAGUCAUUGGGAGCCUCCAGUUGAGCCCAAAGAAGCGAAAGUGGGUCUUGACAAAGAGCAGGAGGAAAGGAAAGGCAUUGGCAUGAACCCAGGAGAGCCGCGAGCACCGCGAUUGCGUGCCAUGGAAGGUAUGGGAGGCAUGGGAGGCAUGAGCAGCUUGGGCAUGGGCAGCAUGGGCCUCACUCUAGGACUUUCCUUCGCAGGUGGUGGCGCACUUGGCUCUCGCCUGGGGAGCAGAUUGCCCAUGCAAAAAGGUGAAAGAACAGCUGAAAGCGAUUCGAGUGACGACAGCGAGCCUCCAGCUUCAAAGGGCUUAUAG